Messenger RNA from Impatiens glandulifera, 2309 nucleotides. RefSeq names its product pentatricopeptide repeat-containing protein At3g26540. The transcript has a single exon. The coding region runs from base 59 to 2170 and encodes 703 amino acids. Gene Ontology annotation, biological process: RNA modification. The record is from RefSeq and is a predicted model, not a curated record. Lineage: Eukaryota; Viridiplantae; Streptophyta; Magnoliopsida; Ericales; Balsaminaceae. Gene Ontology annotation, molecular function: RNA binding; protein binding.
GCUGAGAUUUUAAAUUUCUACAGACGUUAAUUAUCCGUUGCUGUCUCUCUCCACUUUCAUGGGUGUAAAUGCCGCGUCUAUAUUCAACCGUUUUCUUCACAGCCGCAUCCGCAAGCAGAAAUCUCUUCCCACUAAUUCCGAUGCCAUAACCCACAUAAUCCUUGGUGAAAUCAGAGCCGGCCGCCUCCCCAAAGCGGUCUCCAUUCUUUUCAAUUCCCCUGUUCCUUUCACUUUUUCUCUCUACGCCCAUCUUUUCCAUCUCUGCGCUUCUAAUCGAGCAAUCGUUGAAGCUCGGAAGGUUGAAUCUCAUCUGGUAACAUUCUCUCCUACUACACCUCCCGUGUUUCUUCUCAACCGGGCAAUAGAGACUUAUGGGAAAUGUGGGUGCAUAAUAGAUGCAAGAGAACUGUUCGACGAAAUGCCUGAAAGAGAUGGGGGAUCCUGGAAUGCGAUUAUUACUGCUUACGCUCGAGGUAGGUAUUCUGAUGAGGCUUUAUCGUUGUUCAUUGAAAUGAAUAGGUUAGGAAUCUGUGGUAAUGAGAUUACUUUUGCUAGUGCGCUUGGAUCUUGCGCUAACACCUUUGAACUGCAGUUAUCGAGACAAAUACAUUGUCUAAUGGUGAAACUUGGUCUAACUGGGAAUGUAAUUUUGGAAAGUUCCCUUGUUGACGUGUAUGGUAAAUGUAAUGUUAUGAUUGAUGCAAGAAAAAUGUUUGAUGAAAUUCACACUCCUAAUGAUGUUUCUUGGAAUGUGAUUAUCAAAAGGUAUCUUAGCGUUGGUCAAUCAAGAGAGGCAUUAUACAUGUUCUUCAACAUGAUCCGAUUUACUAUUCAACCAUUAUUUUCGACUGUUUCUAAUGCUCUAGUUGGUUGUUCUAGGAUUUCCUCCCUUAAGGAAGGUACCCAAAUACAUUGUUUUAUAGUCAAGAUAAAUUUGGAUUUCAACCAAGAGAUUUCCACUUCCCUUAUCGAUAUGUACGCUAAAUGUAAAGAUAUCGAUAAUGCAAGAAAGGUUUUCGACCAAAUUACAUGUUCUAAAGAUUUGAUUCAUUGGACUUCGAUGGUUUCGGGUUAUGCGUUAAAUGGGGAAAUUUCCAAAGCAAGGGAUCUCUUUAAUAAGAUGCCAGCUCGAAACAUUAUCUCGUGGAAUGCAAUGCUCGCAGGAUACACCCGUUUAUUCCUUUGGGAAGAGGCGUUGGAAUUUCUUCGUAUAAUGAGAGUUGGAACAGAAGAUAUCGAUAAGGUCACAUUUGGGCUAAUCCUAAACAUUUCAGCUGGAAUUUCCGAUGUCGAAAUGGGAAAACAGGCACACGCCGCUGUUUACAGGCACUGUUUCUCCUCCGAUCUCGUUGUCGGAAAUGGCCUUCUUUAUAUGUACAGUAAAUGUGGAAAUAUAAGAAACGCCAGAGCUUGUUUUCGCGAAAUGGGUCGUUUUCGUGACAUUGUUUCGUGGAAUACUCUUUUGAAUUACUACGUCAGUCAUAAGAUUAGCGAAGAAGCGUUGGGAAUAUUCCGGAAGUUACUAGAAGAAACGGAAACUUUUCCAAAUGAAUUUACGUUAGGAAUUCUUUUCGUUGCUUGCGGAAACAUUUCAUCACUACACCAAGGAAAAGAAAUUCACGGGUUCAUGGUUAGAAACGGUUACAAGAUGGAUCUCAUCACCAUCGGUUCUUUAGUUGACAUGUACUCAAAAUGUCGUUUGCUUGACUAUGCUUUCCGAGUUUUCGAACAUUCAACUCGUAGGGACUUGAUUCUUUGGAACUCAAUCCUUUUAGGAUGCGUUUACAAUAGAAGAGGCGAAAAAACAUUAAAAAUGUUUGACAGGAUGAUGAAGGAAGGAAUCUAUCCUGAUCAUGUGACGUUUCAGGCGAUUUUGCUUGCGUGUGUUAGGGAAGGGGAUGUUGAUAUGGGUAGGCAUUAUUUCGAUUCAAUGAUUGAGAAAUAUUUGGUUAUGCCUAGACCAGAGCACUAUGAGUGUAUGAUUGAGCUUUUUAUUAGGCAUGAUUCUGUGGAGAAACUAGAGGGAUUUUUGAAAACGGUUACAUGCUAUGUAACGCCUCAAAUCGUGUCGAAAGUUGGGCAGGCUUGCAUGAAAUAUAGAAGCUUGAGUCUGGAAGAGUGGAUAGCUGAUCAAGUUAGUAAACAGAAUCUUUAUUUCAUUUCAAGUUAAGAUUAAAGGAUCAAUGAAGAAGUCAAGCCUCACCAUCUUAAUCUGUAAGUAUUACAUUUUUUAUCUUAUGCAAAUACAGACAGAUUCCAAAAUGAAAGUGAAAAGCAAAGAAAUAACAGAAAAGCCAGUUUUUUCCUCU